GGGCCGAAACAGAAGAGGGAUUAACCCCAGUUCCCUAUAAAUACAUGCUGUUUUAUUCCAAACAUCACAGACACUUCUCUCGCUAAUUCAUAAUUCAUAUGGGAGAGAGAUCGAUUCCAUCCAAAAUAUUACCAGCUAAUGUGGGACAAGACAAACAUUCUGAUGAUAAACCAGCUUCAGCACUAAAGCUAUUCGGAUUUCCAUUAACUGAGCAAGAUGAAAUUCUUGAGAAAACAGAAAAUGUUGAAGGUAGAAAGUUCCGGUGCCAUUUUUGCGGCAGAGUGUUCGCUAAUUCUCAAGCGCUAGGGGGCCAUCAAAAUGCGCACAAAAGGGAGCGUCAAAGAGCGAAAUCACGUGCUCAGUUUCAUGGUCAUGAUCAACGGUUCAUACCAGCUGCUGCAUCACCUAUUCUCAGCUCACAUGCAGUGAGACCUGCAACACCCAUUUAUCAAGGACAAUUUAUCAGCAGUAUUAGUACUCCUGCUACAAUUGGAUCACAGCCCACUUAUUGUUAUACGUCUCGCCCGUUGUUGCUUCCAUCAUCGCCUUCUCGAAUUUACCUUGCCCGGCCUUUGCAUUUUGCGACUGCAAUGCCUUCGUUUACUGAAUUUUCUGGCAAACUACCUGACGGAGUGGGAGACAGAGGCGUUGAUCUGCAUCUUAAACUUUCUUCCUCAGGUUGAUUUUCUAUAAGUUAAUUAAGAUAAUCUAUCCAUGACAUGCACAGAAGCCUGUCUUAGUUUUCCUUCUUUUGGCAAGGUUGAGUGUAUUUCUCUCUCUUUUUCUGUAACAUCUUCUAGGGUAAUUAAAGUGUGAUUUUGAAGGCAUUAGGCGAUGGUCAGAGACUGAUUGUAUAGUUGUAUCAUUAAUUUCGCUCUGCCAUAUAUAUAUAUA
This is a messenger RNA of Pistacia vera, 894 nucleotides long. RefSeq names its product zinc finger protein 8-like. Gene Ontology annotation, molecular function: transcription cis-regulatory region binding; DNA-binding transcription factor activity. Bases 99 to 683 code for a protein of 194 amino acids. Gene Ontology annotation, biological process: trichome differentiation; cytokinin-activated signaling pathway; gibberellic acid mediated signaling pathway. The transcript has a single exon. NCBI's taxonomy places the organism in Eukaryota, Viridiplantae, Streptophyta, Magnoliopsida, Sapindales, Anacardiaceae. The record is from RefSeq and is a predicted model, not a curated record. Gene Ontology annotation, cellular component: nucleus.